GCCUCCCGCCCGGACCUUCCCUGGCCCCCUACCCGGGUAAAGCCGGGAACCGGGGCUUUCGAGGGACCCCCUUUCUUCCGGAGGGCCGUCCCGGCUCCCGCUGCCCCUGGGCCGCCCCGGGGGGCCCCGGGCCCCACGCCGCCCCCGCGGCCACGGCUCGCCCCCGCCCGCCUGAUUCCGGGGGUCGAGACCCCGGGCCCCCCAGCGCCCCCGCCCGAGGAGCGGACCGCUGGACCCCCGGCCGGCGGCGACAGGUUGGCAAUCCUAGAAGACUAUGCGGACCCGUUUGAUGUCCAGGAGACUGGUGACAGCCUAGUAGGAGCUUCAGGAGCCCCAGAGAAGGUCCCGGAAAAUGAUGGCUACAUGGAGCCCUAUGAGGCCCAAAAGAUGAUGGCCGAGAUCCGGGGCUCCAAGGAGACGGCCACUCAGCCCCUGCCUCUGUAUGACACACCCUAUGAGCCAGAAGAGGAGGGGGCCACCCCUGAGGGCGAGGGGGCCCCUUGGCCCCGGGAGUCCCGCCUGCCUGAGGAUGAUGAGAGGCCGCCCGAGGAGUAUGACCAGCCCUGGGAGUGGAAGAAGGAGCGGAUUUCUAAAGCCUUUGCUGCCCAGUUUGAAGGAUCUGAGAAGAGCUGCCUGUCACCCGGCCUGGAGGAGAAGGGGCGUCUACCUCCCCGACUCUCUGCAGGGAACCCCAAGUCAGCCAAGCCCCUAAGCAUGGAGCCCAGCAGCCCCCUGGGGGAGUGGACAGACCCAGCACUGCCUCUGGAAAACCAGGUCUGGUACCAUGGGGCCAUCAGUCGAACAGAUGCCGAGAACCUGCUCCGGCUGUGCAAAGAGGCCAGCUACCUGGUGCGCAACAGUGAGACCAGCAAGAAUGACUUCUCCCUGUCCCUCAAGAGCAGCCAGGGCUUCAUGCAUAUGAAGCUGUCUCGGACCAAGGAACACAAGUACGUGCUGGGCCAGAACAGCCCGCCCUUCAGCAGCGUCCCCGAGAUCGUGCACCACUACGCCAGCCGCAAGCUGCCCAUUAAGGGGGCCGAGCACAUGUCCCUGCUCUACCCCGUGGCCAUCCGGACUCUGUAGGGGUGAGGCCUGGGCACUGCGGCAGAUCUGGACCCAGUCCUGUGCCCGCCCCCUGGCUGAGGGCUGUGGUCCUUCCCAGGGCCGUGCUCUCCCAAGCCUUUCUUCCCCUCUCCCUGGGAUGGAGUGGAAACUGGAGAUUCCUUAAUUUAUUCUAAAGAGUAAGGGCUAUGGGGCCUUGGAGGAAGCGGAGGUCUGGAGCUGAGGAGAGAAGAACCCCUGGGGGGAAAGGGCAGCCCCUGGAGGAAGGGGGCUUCCAAACCGCGAGUCUCCCGAAGAGUUUAAGAUCCGCAGCUGCAGGCCCCGCCUCUGGGGCAGAGGUGGCAACCUACUUCCCCUCCGCCCUCUCCCCCGGGUCAGUACGAGGCGGAGCAGGAUGCAGGCUCGCAGGGCACCCUGCCCUCUUCCCCUCCACCCCCAAACGAUCGGCAGACCCCUGGGGUGGAGAUGGCAUUGGGGCGGGAGAGGCGGGAAAGGGAUCGGGACGGAGGGAAUUCGUGCGGUCCCCGGCCGUUCCGGCUCCCGGCCAGAGGCAAUAAAUAAACCCAGUGCUGCCAGGCA
This is a messenger RNA of Myotis lucifugus (little brown bat), 1641 nucleotides long. It is a transcript of the gene SHF, whose product is annotated as Src homology 2 domain containing F. Gene Ontology annotation, molecular function: phosphotyrosine residue binding. The transcript is spliced from 6 exons. The record is from RefSeq and is a predicted model, not a curated record. NCBI's taxonomy places the organism in Eukaryota, Metazoa, Chordata, Mammalia, Chiroptera, Vespertilionidae. Bases 364 to 1083 code for a protein of 239 amino acids.